Molecule: messenger RNA, 3643 nt
Organism: Rhodamnia argentea
Lineage: Eukaryota; Viridiplantae; Streptophyta; Magnoliopsida; Myrtales; Myrtaceae
Product: transportin MOS14
Exons: 26
Coding region: 299-2767 (822 amino acids)
Biological process (GO): protein import into nucleus
Cellular component (GO): nuclear membrane; cytoplasm
Molecular function (GO): small GTPase binding
Source: RefSeq, a predicted model, not a curated record
AAACCCUCGCCCUCUCUCUCUCUCUCUCUCUCUCUCCUCACCGUCCCUGCCAAUCCAACGCUCUAGAAAACGCCCAAAAGCUUCCUCUCUCUCUCUCUAAAAGAGAGGCGCCAAAAACCCUUUUGAUCUUGAAUAUCUCUCUCGAUCAUCAGAAAUUCAUCGAUUCGUAGAUAAGUGUAAAGCCCAUAAACCCUAGUCGCAAUUCGAAGAGCAGGAGAUAUCAAUCACCCCGUCCCGCCGCGGGGCUGCUGGCAAAUUCGAAUUGGAGUGACUGGGGCAGAGAGAGCCUUCGAAGCUGAUGGAGCUCCAGAACACAGUGAAAGAAGCCCUAAAUGCACUGUACCAUCAUCCCGACGAUGGCGUGCGUAUGCAAGCCGACCGGUGGCUCCAGGAUUUCCAGCACACCAUCGACGCCUGGCAGGUGGCUGACAAUUUGCUGCAUGAUCCAACGAGUAAUCUAGAAACCUUGAUAUUUUGUUCGCAGACCCUUCGGAGCAAGGUACAACGAGAUUUUGAGGAACUUCCUUCUGAAGCAUUUCGUCCGCUGAGGGAUUCGUUAAAUAACUUACUAAAAAGUUUCCACAAGGGCCCUCCCAAAGUUAGAACUCAGAUUAGUAUUGCGGUUGCUGCAUUGGCUGUGCAUGUCCCUGCUGAAGACUGGGGGGAUGGUGGCAUCGUGAAUUGGUUGAGGGAUGAGAUGAAUUCACGUCCUGAAUAUGUGCCGGGAUUUUUGGAGCUACUCACAGUACUUCCAGAGGAGGUUACAAACUACAAGAUAGCCGCUCGUCCAGAAAGGCGCCGACAAUUUGAGAAGGAGCUCUCAUCUCAAAUGGAAGUCGCUCUAAGUAUCUUGACAGCUUGUUUGAAUGUUAACGAAGUUAGAGAGCAGGUUCUUGAGGCAUUUGCGUCUUGGCUUCGACUAAGGAACGGGCUACCAGGGUUGAUGCUUGCGUCUCACCCUUUAGUACUUACUGCUCUCUCAGGCUUGACUUCAGAACUACUUUCAGAGGCAUCUGUGAAUGUUGUGUCAGAAUUGAUUCACUUUACGGCAGCAGCAAGUUCUGGUGGGGUUGGUGUACAGAUGCCUCUGAUUCAAGUUAUUGUGCCUCAAGUUAUGAGUCUAAAAUCACAGCUCAGAGAUCCUUCAAAGGAUGAGGAAGAUGUAAAAGCCAUCGCUCGUCUCUUCGCUGAUAUGGGCGAUUCCUAUGUUGAACUGAUUGCAACUGGUUCUGAAGAAUCGAUGUUAAUAGUGCAUGCUUUGCUGGAAGUUGCUUCUCACCCUGAAUUCGAUAUUGCGUCAAUGACAUUCAACUUUUGGCACAAUCUUCAGGUUAACUUGACCAGAAGGGACUCUUAUGCUUCAUUACCAAAUGAAGCAACAAUUGAAGCUGAAAGAAACCGCAGGCUACAUAUUUUUCGGUCAGCCUAUGAAUCACUCGUUUCUCUGGUUAGCUUUCGGGUUCAGUAUCCACAUGACUAUCAAGACCUCUCACACGAGGACCUCAAGGAAUUUAAGCAUACUAGAUUUGCUGUUGCGGAUGUAUUGAUCGAUGCAGCAUCAGUUUUGGGUGGUGACACUACUCUGAAGAUUCUCUAUGUAAAGCUCAUGGAGGCUGUAGCAUGUUGUCCAAAUGGUGAGCAGAGCCAAUGGCGUCCAGCAGAGGCUGCUUUAUUUUGCAUCCAUGCGAUAUCGAAUUAUGUUUCAGUUGAUGAAGCAGAAGUUAUGCCCUCGAUUAUGGCUUUGCUGCCAAAGCUUCCUCAGCAGCCAGAACUCCUUCAAACUGUGUGCUUGACAAUUGGAGCUUAUUCAAAAUGGCUUGAUGCUGCGUCAAGUGGACACUCUAUAUUGCCUCUGGUCAUAGAUAUUCUUCUGAGUGGAAUGGGCACAUCUGAAGAUUCUGCCGCAGCUGCAGCUCUUGCAUUCAGGCAUCUCUGUGAUGAUUGUCGAAGAAAGCUCUGUGGAUGUUUGGAUGGCCUUUUUCAUGUAUAUCAUAGAGCAGUUAGUGGUGAAUUCAAAGUCUCUGCGGAUGACUCGUUGCAUUUAGUUGAGGCGUUAAGUGUUGUCAUAACAGAGCUUCCUCCUGAUCAUGCAAAGAAAGCUUUAGAAGCAUUAUGCCUGCCUGUUGUUACACAUUUACAGGAGAUCAUAAACCAGGGUCCAGAAGUAGUUGAGAAGAAACAUGCUCGUGAUUUAACUGUCCAUAUUGAUCGGUUUGCCUACAUUUUUAGAUAUGUGAAUCAUCCUGAAGCUGUGGCAGAUGCUAUUCAGAGGCUCUGGCCAAUUCUCAAAGCAAUCUUUGAUCUUCGUGCUUGGGACAUGCGAACGAUGGAAUCUCUUUGCCGUGCUUGUAAAUACGCUGUUAGAACUUCUAAGAGGUUCAUGGGGAUCACAAUAGGUGUGAUGCUGGAAGAAAUACAAGGGCUAUAUAAACAGCAUCAUCAGCCUUGUUUUCUCUAUCUGUCUAGUGAAGUUAUUAAGAUUUUUGGUUCCGAUCCUUCAUGUUCAACCUAUUUAAAAAAUUUGAUUGAAGUGCUUUUUAAGCAGACGACGUGCCUUCUCCCCAACAUCAAGGAGUUCACUGCUAGACCAGAUAUAGCCGAUGAUUGCUUUUUAUUAGCAUCAAGAUGCAUUCGCUAUUGUCCGCAGUUAUUCAUACCAUCAGAUGUAUUUCCUUCCUUGGUUGAUUGUUCAUUGAUGGGGAUUACUGUUCAACACAGGUUUGGCUUUCUCUCUCUCUCUCUCUCUCUCUCUCUCUCUACUCUCUAAUUAUGGAAGCACUAUGUGCCUUGUAAUGAGCAAUGUUUAGCACAAGUGCAAACUUCCAAGGGGGAGGAGAAGAGCAAAUUCUGCCGGCUCAGUGCGCUGCUCCUUUUCUCUUUCACUCCAAUAUCCAUUUUGAAAAAAGUUUCUUGUAAAGUAAGCCUAUGUACAUUGGACCUAAAGUGGUCCGACCCUUUCCUGGUCCCUGCUCAUAGUGGGACCUUCGCGCCCUAGGCUUCCUUUUUCGGUUGUCCUCAUAGUCUAGGAACUAAUUUCCUGGGGAACUUCUUGAUCUCCCCACUGCUUCUGAAAGCGUGCAAUAUCAUAUUUGGCACUCUAAUUGCUGUCGCCGUUUUCUGGUUUCAAUCAUGUGAGUGAUGUCGUCAUUUUUCAAUUGAAGCCAAAAAUGCUAGUCUCACUGGGGAUAAAUCUGUAAAACUGCUUCUUCCACGUUAUUAUACCACUUGAGAGCAUGAAAACUCUCUCUCUCUCUCUCUCUCUCACGAAACAUUUAUCAGCCUGUAAAUUCACAAGGUGUAUGUGGUGUUUGGGUUUUAUCAGUUCAAUACCGGUUGAAUGUGGUUGGACCAUGUUGACUUGACUCAAAGACGUUAAAUACCAAAUUACUGAAAUUAUGUGAAAAUGAAAGAGAUGAUUCAUAAGAUUGAUUUAAGAAACUCCCCACAAGGGGAGCCUCUGGAGCAUCUUAUGCUCCAUAUAAGUUUGGAAAGAGGAUAUAAUCAUUUUCUCAUCGUGUGCAUUUUGAACACAAUGUUUGUUGCUGAUCAUCCACGAUCGUGCAUUUUUGUUGUGAAAUUCUUUAUUAGUGUCUAUUGAGAAGGUAAGCUGCUUCUGAACUAUGAUUAUUUGUCAAUUUUGUUU